Papaver somniferum (opium poppy) is the source of this 3701-nucleotide messenger RNA. RefSeq lists its product as uncharacterized. Lineage: Eukaryota; Viridiplantae; Streptophyta; Magnoliopsida; Ranunculales; Papaveraceae. The transcript has 6 exons. The record is from RefSeq and is a predicted model, not a curated record. The coding region runs from base 246 to 3314 and encodes 1022 amino acids.
UUUGGCGGGAGAUUUCUUCCCUUCAUCUAUUAGACUCCAUUUGGUGUUUCCAAAAACCAGUGAACCAGAUCUCUCCCUCCAAAAUCCCACUCUCCCUCUCUUUCCUCUCUUUCUCAGGUGCAUACAACAGCUCAGUCGCUCAGAUCUAAAGUGGAGUCUCUAAUCUCAAGUUGAGUGCUUUUGUGCUCUGCAUCUCUAUUUUUUGCUUCAUACUAUAACUGGACACCUGAUCAUAGGCUUUGUCUAUGGAGUUAAAUGGGUCGAGUGAUGUUCAUUAUAUUCAGGCGAUAAUGGGUGGGCUGGUGUCAAAAAUUAUCAAUGUGAAUUCUUUAGGAAGACCAGCAUUGAAGUUCAAGCCCCUUAAAAGCAUAUAUGAGUCUGAAGAUUCAAACAAUAAGCAACGAAAGGCAGCAAUCUCCGGUUCACCUUUUAGGUCUGAUAGGUUCAGGACUGAAACGGUGAGUGACUGUGAGGAAAUUAUCCCUGCUGACAUCUCUUUGGGAGAGAUAAAGAGGAGAUGCAAAGCAAAGAGGAAGAAACUUACAGAAAUGGAAAAUAAUGAUAAAAAUACUUGCUUCUUUCCUACUGAUACCUCUAUUGAGAUUAGCUACACAGAUGAGCAACGGAAGGAAGAUGAAGCUGACCUAGAGGAACCCAUCAGUAGUUUGAAACUGAAGCUGUCGAAGAAAAAGCUUAAACAAAGUUGCUUCCAGAAAUGUGUAUUUACAUCUCCAGUCUCUCAGGAAACAUUCCCUGAAAAUAUCCCCCACUCUCCUCAAGAAUCAUUGGAAACUGUCGAGAGUAUACAUACACAUUCUGAUGUUAAGGUUGAGAGUUUCAAAUCUCUUAAUGAUUUGGUAAGUCUUGCUGAUGGUUCUACAAGUAUGUCUGAUUUAGAUACAGGUUCUUCUGGUUUUUUGUCGUAUGAAGUACCCAGGUGGCUUAAUGGCGAUUCAGAGGAACAAACUUCUUCAGCUAAAGCGUCUGCAACUUCUCUAUGCAUUGUUCAUGAACCCAUUGAUAUCAAGUCAGAGCCUUUGGGAACAGAUGCUAAUGUGGUAUCUGUUGCUGGUAGUUAUCUGUAUAUGUCUUAUUCAGAUAUGGAUUUCGGUGAAGAUAAGUAUCAUAUACCCUCGACAGUUAAUGGAAAUGAGUUGAGGUCUGGAAGAUUUACUUUUGUAACUGAAGAGGCUCCUAGUUGUGUUAUAAAUGAGGUUCCUUUUGAAUGCUUGGAGACUGGGGCAUCAACUAUAUUGAUUAAAGAAAGUUCAAAUGCUGUUCAUGAGGAACCAUUUGGACCUGUGGGGCUUGUUAUGCCUCUUUGUUUCUCCAGAGGUGAUGUUAGGAUUGUUAAAGAAACUACAGACGUGGAGCUUCCCCAGCUCAGUAGUCAGGAUUAUCUUUCUUCGCCAGUGUUGGAAUCUGAGAACAAGGGUCUUUCCAUUAUUGAUGCUGAGAUUGUCGUAGGUAUUAAAGAUGUGGAGCUUCUGCAGAUUCGUAGUCAAGAUUCUCCUUCUUUCCCUGUAUUUGAAUCCGAGAAUGGAGGUCCUUGCAUGAUUGAUGCUGACAUUGUUGCAGGAAUUACUGAUGUGGUGCUUCCGCAGAUUAGUAGUCAAGAUUAUCCUUCUUCCACUGUAUUAUUGGAAUUUAAGAACGAGGGUCUUUCCAUAAGUGAUGCUGAUAUUAUUAAGGGAUUUACAGAUGUGGAACUUCAGCAAUUUAGCAGUCUUGAUUCUUCUUCUAAGAAAGGUCUUUCCAGAAGUGAUGCUGAGAUUGUUAAGGGAGUUACAGAUGUGGAACUUCAUCCGCAAAAUAGUCAAGAUUCUCCUUCUCCCCCUGAAUUGGACUCUAACAACGAGAUUCUUUCCUUAAGUGAUGCUGAGAUCGUUGGAAUUAUAGAUGUGGAACUUCAGCUGCUUAGUAGUUAUGGUAAUCCUUCUUAUCCUGAACUACAAUCUAAAAACGAGGGUGAUGUGGCUAGACCUAUCCCUGCAAGAGCAGAACUUGGAGCCAUUGAAGACUCUUUUUGUAUCCCUGAAAACAAAUUUGAGCAUGACAGUAUUUUUGGUUAUCCAAUUUUACCUUGCAACAAAACAGAAGUUGUCAGUGAAAGAAUUCAUUCCGGGGCUGAGAUAUGUAGAAGUGGCCAAGAAGAAUCUUGUACCAAGGGAAUAACAUGCUUGGUGGAUAUUGAGACUGUGACGCAAAUGUCUGAAAGUGAACAAAUUGCUGCUGGUUGUGAUGGAAGUAAUUCUGAGAUGAUAGGUGAAAGUGACAGUAAGGAGGAUCAACCUCUUAUUACAGAUGACAAUGUUGUUAAUGCUGGAAUUUCUUUCAUGUCAUCACAGAAUUCUACUCCAUGUUCAAGUCUUGGAACUGAUUCAGAUUCUGUAGGCCAUCAUCAUUCACCCACAGUCCAGCCUGUAGAGAAGUGCUCAUCUCCAGUAACUGCUGAACCAGUGACGGAUGUCGAUGAAGUACUAGAUUGUUCUACUGUCACCAGUCCUGAUGCCAUCAACAGGGUUGCAGUCAUGGAAGACCUUGAGGAUAACCAUGGUCGAAAGCUAGAUUAUCCUCCAAAAAGGUUAUUUUCAGCCAGAAAGGCCAUUUCACCAUCUUCUCAGGAAAAGCUUCUUCAAGCUGUGGAUGCUGAUGAACUAUAUGAUAAGAUAAAACCGUCGACAGGAAUACGUAUUAUAGGACCCAAAGUCAAAAUGAACUCUGAUGGAGUCCUUAAGAAACGGAAGAUGAUGAAGAAUGGAUCUGCACAACUGGUUCCUAAAGGCAUUCUCAAGGCUCCAAAUGUUUCAUUUAUGGUACCACGUCAUUGCUCUGAAGGUGCAUCCAUCCAGACUUGUGCAGACAAAGCUGUUUCAUUCACGCAGAGGCAGAUGCAUGACAUUGAGGUUCUAGCAACGAAGCUCAUGAAGCAGUUAAAAUCUAUGAAAGAGAUUGUUGAACAAUCAUUGCUCGUGGAAACUUUGCAAACUGAUUCAUGUUCAUCUACACAAUUGAAAUAUACUGUUGACAAGAUGAGGAUGGCUACUGAAAAUGCAGCAGAAGCCGAAGAAACUACAAAAAAAUGGCUUUCCAUGAUGUCCAAGGACUGCAAUCGUUUCUGCAAAAUUUUGAAAACAACAGAGUUAAAAGCUGCUGCUGCUGCUGCAUCAUCAUCACCGUCUGGCAAUGAGGUCCACAGAAAGAGAAGAAAAAUAACAUUUGCUGAUGAAACUGGUGGUAACCUCUGCCAUGUCAAGAUUUUCAAAGAUGAUCAUGAAUAUCUUUUAGGUCCUGAAAGUGAAACAGCUAUCUAGAAAAACUGAGGUAGUCGAAUUCACUUGUACAUUACAACCUUGACCUUGGAAAUGUUAACUGAUGGCUGCAAGUCUCCAAUAAAGAAAUUCGGAACGGCCUGUGAAGUAUCAUUGAGGUGUUGAAGUUACGCGAACCACACUGCUGUUAAAUGGGCAGUAUUCAUUUAGGCUUGUAUUGUACCCAGUAUUGCUGAGCUGUAACUUAAGAAAUGAUUUAUUUAUAUUAUGCAUCCAAGAGAUGAAUUCAUAACUGUUGUUGAAGUGCAUUCAGGGGACAUUUUUCACCAUGUGUGUUGUACUCAACAUUUGAUGUAGAUGUUGAGCUGAACCACUGUUCCUAAUACGGCUUCUGUAAACUAGAUUUUUUAAUAAAUAAAACAUUACAAU